Molecule: messenger RNA, 2082 nt
Organism: Striga asiatica
Lineage: Eukaryota; Viridiplantae; Streptophyta; Magnoliopsida; Lamiales; Orobanchaceae
Source: the annotation of a GenBank genome assembly
AAAAAUAAAAAAUGCUUCCAACGUUUUUGUCCCUCCUCAUUAUCCUUCACACAAACUUCCUAUUCCUCCCUGCGGGCGGUGUGCCCCUACCAGCGGCAGGCGGUUGAGUGGGACGAGUUCUGCACCCGUGGCUACUCCAAUCGGACUCUUCUCGGGUCACGGGAAACUUCUCUCUGGUACUUGCUUAUGAACUCGCAGAACGUUACAAGCCCCGACCGGUUUAUGGCUGUCGUACGGCAGCUCCUGGCAGAUCUGAGCAGCCGGGCGGCCUCCGGCGCGGGCCUCUGCGGAAAAUGGCCGCGGGGAGUGCGGCCGGGCCCGAUUCGCAGGAGAUUUACGCGAUGGUGCAGUGCAGCCCGGAUCUGUCGGGAGAUGAUUGCACGGCGUGCUUGCGUGAGGGUGCUUCGUUCGUACCUACAUCGAGAGGGGCUAGGGCACUCGCGCCCAGCUGCAACCUACGUUUCGAGACUUCCCCCUUUGUUAACGAGACUAGGCUCCAGGAGCUCCAGCCGCCGCCUCCGACGCCGGCAAUUCAGCCGCCGUCGGGCACCACUGAGAGGCUGUCUCCGCCGCAGCCUGAAACAGGUGAUGAUAACAUUACAACCCGAACGAUUGUCAUUGUCGUUGUCUCAGUUGCGUCGUGCAUAAUAGUAGUUACAUUUGCUUGCGUUCUAAUAAGAAAGAGACUCAAACAUAAGCCAGAGGACCAACAUCAGAAUGACGACAUAAGCGGCGCAGCCGAAUCUCUGAAGUAUGAAUUAAGCACAAUUAGAGAAGCUACAAAUGAUUUCUCAGAUGAAAACAAGCUUGGUCAGGGUGGAUUUGGAGCUGUUUACAAGGAAUUUGGUUAGACUUUUGGGCUUUUGCCUAGAAGGAGCUGAGAAACUUCUCGUCUACGAAUUUGUGCAGACUGCGAGCCUAGACAAAUUUAUAUUCGACCCCGUCAAACGUUCUUAUCUUGAUUGGGAAAAACGCUACAAGAUUAUAGGAGGCAUAGCUAGGGGAAUUUUGUUCUUGCACGAAGAUUCUCAGCUCAGAAUCAUUCACCGUGAUCUCAAACCUAAUAACGUUCUUCUAGAUGGUUCUAUGAACCUAAAAAUCGCAGAUUUCGGCAUGGCAAGGCUAUUUGAGCAAGAAGAGACUCAAGGAAACACGAGCAGGAUUGCCGGAACAUUUGGAUGUAUGUCCCCAGAAUAAGUGAUGCACGGACAAUUUUCGAUAAAAUCCGAUGUCUUCAGCUUUGAGGUGCUACUCCUAGAAAUCAUUAGUGGCCAGAAAAACAAUUGCGUUCAGCAAGGAGAGAACAUAGAAGGCCUCUUGAGCUUCGCCUGGAAGAAUUGGAAAGAUGGGACAGCUGAAAAUUUGGUGGAUCCUUGCUUGAGGUCUUGUUCGGGUACAAUUCGUGACAUGGUGAGAUGCAUUCACAUUGGUUUACUAUGCGUGCAAGAGAACCCCACUGAACGACCAACAAUGGCUUCUGUUGUGCUAAUGCUCAAUAACAGCUUCUCUGUAACUUUGGCGGCGCCUGCAGAACCUGCAUUCUAUAUGGGGUUUGAGUACAAAAGCUCUUCUAAGGGAAGUAUACAAAUUCAAUCUGAUAAUCCUUCGAGAAAUGAUGCCUCGAUCUCGAGCUUAUAUCAACGUUGAUCUGCGUCAUGAUGAGAAAUGCUAUGAUUGGGGCUUGUUAGAUUAUUUUUCAUUGUCUGAAUGGAAUAUGUUGGAUUGGAGUAAGUUGGUUAGAAUAUAGGAAUGUUGUGUGUUGUAAAAUAAUUUCCCAGGUGCGCAGUUGUAAAAUUGUAAAUGUAAAAUGCACAAAUUCAAGGAUAAAAAAUUCAACCCAAUGGCUCUUGGACAAAAAAUUCAUGCGAAAAAUCGAUAAAAAUGGCCAUCAAGUCGGGCUCAAGAUACUACGGCUGGCCGGUAUCAAGGAUUAUGAACAGGGGAAAUGUUUGUAUAAUUCCCUUGUCCCUUGUUUCUACUGUGAUUUGAUAUAGAUUAUUUUGUGAAACAUUGAUUGGGUAAAUUGAGUUGAAAUUAUUCGUUGAGUCGAAAAAAUAAUAAUUUUGAAUUUAUGAAUGAAUA